Siniperca chuatsi (mandarin fish) is the source of this 3017-nucleotide messenger RNA. RefSeq names its product zinc finger protein 708-like. The coding region runs from base 54 to 1517 and encodes 487 amino acids. The transcript has 4 exons. The record is from RefSeq and is a predicted model, not a curated record. Lineage: Eukaryota; Metazoa; Chordata; Actinopteri; Centrarchiformes; Sinipercidae.
CGCUUUUAAACACACCACUGAAACCGCUCACAACAAGGAAGUCACAUACCGGGAUGUGUUCGUCUGUCCGAGCCAGAGCCGACGGUCAGUGUAGCAUCCGAGCAGACAUGGCCUCUCUACAGUAUCUGAACGCUUUUAUUUCUGAGCGGCUGAUCGCGGCGGCUGUGGAGAUUUUCGGAGCGGUGGAGAAAACGGUGAUAGAGUACCAGGGAGAAAUCAGCCGAUCCAAGCAGGAGAUUGAUCACCUGCGAACACUGUUGCUUUGGCCUGAAGUCAGAUUACAUAGAUCAGCAGCUCAUCAGGUAAGCCCUCAUUGCUGUGAUAAUGAGUGCUGCCAUGAGGAGGAGUGGGCCCCAGACGUGAGCCCGGAUCACCCGAGCACCCUGCAUAUUAAAGAGGAGCAUGACCAGAGGGCUGAUGAGCGAGGACCGUCCUGUAGGCAGCAGGGUGACACCACUGUGUCUCCUCAGUUGGUGAAAAGAAAAGGUCAUGAGGAGCCGCCCUCACACCUCUAUAGAAUAUUAACUGUUGAACAGACAGCAGAUAUAAAAGUUGAGCCUGAUGGUGAUGAGUUUAUAACUUCUCCAUCAACCAGGGAGGCUGAGAUCCCCCAUGGAGUAAAUCCGCAGUCUUCUGGACUUCAGCGAGAAACCCUGAUAGAUCUGCUUGAGAUCACUCAUCAUGAGCAGCAGUACACUGAAAAAGACUGGAGCCCCUAUCAGGACCACAAGGACACCGAUCCCUCUCGGAUCAAAGUGGAAAAGUUUACAUCAUCUAGUCCUCGGGAAGAGACUGACCUCGACUACGAACUCCCUCUUCAGUCAGAGAGGAGUGUUUAUGUUGAGCCUCAGUCUUCAAGCCCCAGCCACGAGCAGACUCUGACCAACAAAACAUUUCACACAGCAGAUGAAAAGACAAGAGACGCUGAAGCAGAAGGCUGCCAACAGUCCGGACUGACUAGAGUUUCUCAGCCCUUCUACUCCAUAAAUCAAAGUGAGUAUGGUGAGAAUGCAGAAGGUGUGGUAAAUGGAGAAUGGAUUGUGGCACUCACACCAACAGGAAUGAAGCAAAAGAAAAGGCAAAACUCGGACUUGUGCAGUGAAGGAAGAGAAAGUAUUGGAGCAGACGAAGACAUGAAUGAUCUCACCAGGGAGAGAAGACACACUUGUCCCAUCUGUGCAAAACGUUUUAAAGAGUCGAGCCACUUGAAGGACCAUGUGAGAAUCCACACAGGAGAGAAGCCGUACCAGUGUAAGGAAUGUGGCAUGAACUUCAGACAGAGUGGAGCUUUGACUUUGCACAUGAGAAUCCACACAGGGGAAAGACCAUAUCAGUGCACCGACUGUGGUCGGCGCUUCAAUCGAAAAGGCGACAUGGAGACUCACAAGAUGACACAUACUGGAGAAAGACCCCAUCUGUGCAUGGUGUGUGGGAAAAGCUUCAAAAGGAAGAGCAACUUACACACACAUCUAAAGAUCCAUGCAGAGGACAAAAUGGAUUACACUCAACCGUUGUGAUUGUUUAAAACUGUAGGAUCAUCCAGAUGGCAACCCUCUGGAGAACAAUUGUGUGUUGACUGGAGUGUAUAAUACAGUUCAUGAUACAUUUCUAAACUAACUGAAAUGAUCAGGAUUUAUCAUUUAACUCCCAUAUGAAACAAACUUCAAGGGCUGCCUUCUUCCAUCUACGUAACAUUGCAAAAAUGGACUAUUGCAAUUCCUUAUUAUCAGGCUGCCCGAAUAAGUCCCUUCGACUCUCCAGUUGAUCCAGAAUGCUGCGGCAUGUGUACUGACAAGAUCUAGGAAAAGAGAUCAUAUUUCUCCAAUAUUAGCGUCUCUGCACUGGCUCCCUGUAAAAUCCAGAAUAGAAUUUAAAAUCCUUCUCCUCUCCUACAAAGCUCUUAACGGUCAAGCACAAUCAUAUCUUAAAACGCUCAUAAUACCAUAUUACCCGACGAGAACACUAUGCUCCCAGGAUGCAGGGUUAUUUGUGGUUCCUAGAGUCUCCAAAACUAGAACGGGAGCCAGAGCCUUCAGUUAUCAAGCUCCUCUCCUGUGGAAUCAGGUCCCAGAUUGGGUUCGGGAGGCAGACACCAUCUCCACAUUUAAGAGUGGUCAGAAGGAGAAAACCAAGUCCCUGCUUCAAGAGGAUUCUGGCAUAAAAUGAAGAGAAUCCACCUUCAGAAUCACCUCAAGCGCUAGUCAAAGGCACGCAUUCUGUUGACUGACUUUAGUAUGAACAUAUACAACUUCAACACAAAACAAAUGAUACAACAAGAUGGUGCUGUGGAUGGCAGCCUCGGUGUUGUGCUUUCCCACCCCCUGUCACCCUCUCACUUAUCCCCACUGACCCCCAACCGACAGAGACAGAAGAUCAGGAAGGCACCAUGCCCACAAUGUGUGUCACCCUCCUCUCUGAAAGCCUGUGCUGACCAGCUGGUUGUCCAUCUUCAUACAGAUCUUCAACAGAUCACUGGAGCUGUGUGAAAUCCCCUCCUGCUUCAAACGCUCUGCCAUGACAUCUGAGGAAAUUUUUUUUAAAGUUUGUUUUCAGUGGUUUUGGUUGUUUUGAACAGCCUGACAGCCUGCAGAAUUGUUUUACCUCUGUUGGACUGCCUGAAAUCAGUGUAAGCCUUUUUUUUUUAUUGUGUUUAUCAUUAAAUGGUCCAUCUGCACCUGCCCUGCAUACCUGUCUGCAUUUGGGUCCUUUCCCUGCUACCCUGCUUGACAAAUUACAACAGAUUUAACAACACAGAACAUGUUAAAUAGCAUUAAUGUAAUAUUAGGUAACAGCACAAGGGCCAAUCCCAAACUCUAGAAUGUACAUUGUGAAAGAAACACCUAUGUACUUUAAGCUAAUAUAUACAGUUAACAUGGUUGAUUAGGUAAGUGCUAAUGAUGUUAGCUGUUAGUUGGGCAAGAUAACAUGUUAGUCCAGAACUGUAAAACAAUGUGUCAUAGAUAGUAAUGUAUGUAUAACCUAUCAUCUAAAAAUAAAACUGAAAACACUGUAAACUA